AUAAAAGUCCGAUUCGGGCCCAAAACUUCAAUUUGUUGCCUGGUGCAGCAGGUAGCAGUGACCCUCCGAGGCGUUCGGUGCUCCGGUAGCCACCACGGCCGGCGAGCGUGUGUUGCCAUGGCAGGGAUCAGUAUAUACACUUCAGAUAACUACUCCGAGGAGCUAGGGUCGGGAGACUAUGACUCCAACAAGGAACCCUGCUUCCGAGAUGAAAAUGUUCAUUUCAAUAGGAUCUUCCUGCCCACCAUCUACUUUAUCAUCUUCUUGACCGGCAUAGUGGGCAACGGAUUGGUGAUCCUGGUCAUGGGUUACCAGAAGAAGCUAAGGAGCAUGACCGACAAGUACAGGCUGCACCUGUCAGUGGCUGACCUCCUCUUUGUCAUCACUCUUCCCUUCUGGGCAGUCGAUGCCAUGGCUGACUGGUACUUUGGGAAGUUUUUAUGCAAGGCUGUCCAUGUCAUCUACACUGUCAACCUCUACAGCAGUGUCCUCAUCCUGGCCUUCAUCAGCCUGGACCGGUACCUUGCCAUCGUUCAUGCCACCAACAGCCAGAGGCCGAGGAAGCUGCUGGCUGAAAAGGCAGUCUACGUGGGUGUCUGGAUCCCUGCCCUUCUCCUGACCAUACCCGAUUUCAUCUUUGCUGACGUCAGCGAGGGAGAAGACCGGUACAUCUGUGACCGCAUUUACCCCGACAGCCUGUGGAUGGUGGUAUUUCAGUUCCAGCACAUCAUGGUGGGUCUUAUCCUGCCAGGCAUCGUCAUCUUAUCCUGUUACUGCAUUAUCAUCUCCAAGCUGUCACAUUCCAAGGGUCACCAGAAGCGCAAGGCCCUCAAGACGACAGUCAUCCUUAUCUUAGCUUUCUUUGCCUGCUGGCUGCCGUAUUACGUAGGGAUCAGCAUCGACUCUUUCAUCCUUUUGGAGGUCAUCAACCAAGGAUGCGAUUUCGAGAGCAUGGUGCACAAAUGGAUCUCCAUCACUGAGGCGCUGGCCUUCUUCCACUGUUGCCUGAACCCCAUCCUCUAUGCUUUCCUUGGAGCCAAGUUCAAAACCUCUGCCCAGCAUGCACUCAAUUCCAUGAGCAGAGGCUCCAGCCUCAAGAUCCUUUCCAAAGGAAAGCGGGGCGGACACUCUUCAGUCUCAACAGAGUCAGAGUCUUCAAGUUUUCAUUCCAGCUAACGUUUAACGUAAAGACAUAUAUAAUAUAUAUAUAUAUAUAUAUAUAUAUAUACACACACAUACACACACACACGACAA
Messenger RNA from Acomys russatus (golden spiny mouse), 1254 nucleotides. It is a transcript of the gene Cxcr4, whose product is annotated as C-X-C motif chemokine receptor 4. The record is from RefSeq and is a predicted model, not a curated record. Gene Ontology annotation, biological process: G protein-coupled receptor signaling pathway; chemotaxis; neurogenesis. Gene Ontology annotation, cellular component: membrane. The transcript is spliced from 2 exons. Lineage: Eukaryota; Metazoa; Chordata; Mammalia; Rodentia; Muridae. The coding region runs from base 118 to 1176 and encodes 352 amino acids. Gene Ontology annotation, molecular function: cytokine binding; chemokine receptor activity.